Neoarius graeffei (lesser salmon catfish) is the source of this 3920-nucleotide messenger RNA. RefSeq names its product protein phosphatase 1, regulatory (inhibitor) subunit 7 (gene ppp1r7). NCBI's taxonomy places the organism in Eukaryota, Metazoa, Chordata, Actinopteri, Siluriformes, Ariidae. The coding region runs from base 34 to 1071 and encodes 345 amino acids. Gene Ontology annotation, molecular function: protein binding. The transcript is spliced from 10 exons. The record is from RefSeq and is a predicted model, not a curated record.
UCAUUUAGCCGUGGGUGGGUCACGAGGGGGAAAAUGGCUUCCCUGUCUGUUAGCGAGCCUCAGGAGAUGGAAGUUGACAGGAGGGGCGAGUCAGAAGAGUCCGGCGAUGAUGAGACCAAGAGGAGGAGCGUCAAUGGAGAAGUCGAAGAUCUGCAGCGAGCUUCCACAGCUCCAGAUGAGUUGCCUGUUGAUAUGGACACCAUCACCCUCGACCCUAAUGAGGAGGACGUGGAUCUGGUCCACUGUCGGAUCGGGAAGAUCGAGGGACUUGAGGUCUUGCAGAAAGCCAAGACGCUUUCUCUCAGACAAAACCUGAUCAAAAAGAUGGAGAACCUGGAGAGCCUGGUCUCACUGAGGGAACUGGACCUGUACGACAAUCAGAUCCGCAAACUGGAGAACCUGCAGGCUUUAACUGAGCUCGAGCAGUUAGACGUAUCGUUCAACCUGCUGAGGAAGAUCGAAGGUUUGGAGCGUCUGACAAAGCUGAAGAAGCUCUUCCUUCUGCACAACAAGAUCACGAACAUCGGCAACCUCGAACACCUCACCGGCCUUCACAUGCUGGAGCUCGGGUCCAACCGUAUCAGGAUCCUCGAGAAUCUGGACACGCUCACUUCACUGGACAGUUUGUUCCUCGGCACAAAUAAGAUCACUCGGCUGCAGAACCUGGAUGGGCUCCACAACCUGACGGUCCUCAGCAUCCAGAGUAAUCGCAUCACCAAACUAGAAGGACUACAGAAUCUGGUGAAUCUGAAGGAGCUCUAUCUGAGUCACAACGGCAUCGAGGUGAUCGAAGGUCUUGAGAACAACAAAAAGCUGACGACUCUGGACAUCGCAGCGAACAGGAUAAAGAAGAUUGAAAACAUCAAUCACCUCACAGAACUGCAGGAGUUUUGGAUGAAUGAUAAUCAGAUAGAGAACUGGAGUGACCUGGACGAGCUGAAGAACGCUAAAGGUUUAGAGACGGUGUAUUUGGAACGCAACCCGCUGCAGAAAGACCCUCAGUACAGACGCAAGAUCAUGCUGGCACUGCCCAGCGUUCGGCAGAUCGACGCCACCUUCAUCCGCUUCUGACACCCCCCCCCCCCCCCCCCCACACACACACACACACACACACACACACACACACACACACACACUCACUGCCUCAUUCCUGCUCCAAAUCUCAGAUUUUCCUAAGCAUUAGCCUGAUCAAACACACACACACACACAAUGCUCAUAUGCAAACACCCUUUACUAACACGCGCACACACACACUUGAGCUGUACCUGCUCCCUCCACUUCCAAAGCUUUUUCCAUUUUCAGUCAAAUAAAACACUUUGAUCAUGUGAAAGAGUACCUUUUACACCCCCACCCCCCAUGCUAAUGUUUGUUUGAGACGUUAGGACAGGAAGUUGAUGAUCAGCGUUGAGACUCUUAUCAUGCCAUGUUUUAGUUUCAUAUUGGCUCUGAAAAAUAAUCCAUUAUUAUUAUUAUUAUUUUUUUUUUCCCCACCCUGUUAUAUCAAGAUCACAUUGGAAUAUUGUCAAGCAAAAGUUGAGGAUAAAGUUAAUAUAAUGACAUGUUGGAGGAACAGGAACUCUUGGGGGCAGAUUUGAUUUGUCAACAAUGUAUUUUAGUUUUAAUAAUCAGCGACAUCAUUAAUGCUACGCAAUCAAAUAAUCAGCUCUUGUACAUUCCUCAGACCCAUACUGUACAUCCUCCGUGUCUCAGCCUCAGAAGCUCCGCCCACAGGGACAUGUGAUUGGCAGCAGUUAUUAAUGAAACGUGCAAGACUCUGUUGCAAGUGCAUGGCUUUCAAGUGUUUGGCCAACAAAGCAAAAAGAAAUAACUGCUGGUUUUUUUUUUUUUUUUUCCUCCUCAAAUUUGUUAUAAAUUUAAAUAUUUAAAAAAAAGGUAGGCCAUGCCCACAAGAGACAAACAAUUAAGAGUUAGCUGGAUUUUCAGCGAACUUUUACUUUGGUUUUUAACACUGAACAGGAACUUGUCAGGAACUGUCUGUAGUUUCUCUAAAGGUUUCUGAACCUUUGUGGAAACAGUGCCUCCUUUAUACACACAUCAGGCUGCCUGGACAUAAUUUAUCUUUAAAGACUGAAAACUUGGAUACAUUUUAAGUUUACAGUCUGAAACAUCAAAGUAAUUUGACGGACUUUUAUUCUCACGAAUUUGAAGGAUGAUGAUGAUGAUAAUACAUUGGCUUGCUGGGCUUCUACAGCACACUGUUAUUUUCAGUAACUUAUCCAUUUGAUCGCAUGAUCUCUGAGCAGAGUUAACGAUAUAAAGUUAUAAACUGUACGAAGCCGUGUGCAUGUGCUCCACCAGACGAGUGUUUGUGUUUUAUUGUGCAUUUGAUCCUGCGUUAAACACAAUAGCUACAGAAUUGCAUAGUACCGCUUUUAAAAUAAGACAAAAUAGAGCCUAUGUACUGGAACAAAUUUGGCAAAGUUCAUUUUGAUUUGUGGAACAUUGUUUUUCAGUAAAACUUCUACAAAGCUGUGUUUUCUGGCUCCGAGUCAAAUUUUAAUCCCGUUUUAAAGCUACAAUCGGUAACACAAAAUCUGUAAAUCAGAUUAUAGCAGAUGUUUUGUGACGUUGCUGAUCGGUUAGUGUUCUAGUCCACCAACAUCUCAUCAGACCGCCCUUAUAAGAUUGUUGCUAUGGUAACAUCUCUCAUGCUGUUCUUGUUACUUCAAAUUAAAACAUUUUCAUGUCACAUGCAACAGUAAUGAUUAGUUUAACAGUUCAUUUCAAGAGCUGAUGCUAUAUGUGCUUGUUGUCAUGGUUACACUCCAGCUCUAGUUGCUCACUAAGAGCUAAUGAAUAAGGCUGAUUGGAGUUUUAUCCCGGGGUAGUUCAAAACAAAGUAAAGACAGACUGGAGGUGGAGAUGGUACAGAACUAUCUGGAACGUCAACAUUUACCUCAGAUUUGCUGAUAAAUUUGUAAGAAAUUGCUUAGUACGACUAAAAUUAAGAUGUGAUUACGCCUAGCGUUAACCAUGAACACAAUCUCCACAGAGAUACGUGGCAUCACAACUCAUGAAACUGUGAGCUGCUGGAACCUGCCAGCUGUCUGUUAUAAAACAUUAUGAAUGUAUUUGAAUUAAAAAAACAAAAUUACAUAAAUGAAGACUCAAGCCGUCCAAUCAGAAACGAGGACAUUGUCAUUAUGUAUCGCGAUAUUUAGCAUUGCUAACAGUACUGACACUAUUAAAAAAAACAAUUAUCAAAAAAUUACUUAAUUGAGGAAAGAAGGAAAAUAUGACCAUUAAUUAAGAAAAAAAGGAGGAUAUUUCAUGAUAAAAACAAAACUCCCAGAAUGUUUUAUUAUGAAAAUGUAUUGCAAUAUUGAUAUGAUCACUCCAACCUCAUUCAUUAUUCUUAUGAUUAUUUUAUUAUUUAAGCUAUUUUGACCUUUUCCCUUUAGGCUUUAGUGUAGAUAUACCAGGCAUAUCAGUAAUUAAAUAAAAUCAGUGAAUAAAAACGAAAUAAGAAGCAUGUAGUCAGUUCAAGUGUAGAUUAGAUUUUAAAACAAAACACUGAUUGUAGCUUUAAAGACAUAAUGACCAACACAGCAGAGUGAGUUUCAGAGUAAAUGAAACCAACACAUUCUCAAAUUUAAUCUCCAAACAUGUACAGGAAUAACAGACAAACACAGUGGAGGAGUUCGAGCUGAAGCUUGGCGUGAAAUCCAGAAUAACGUCAUGUUGGAGUGACGGAGUUUCUGCAGAUUGUUCUGUAAAUCACAGUUCAGCUGCGUAAAUCAGUCAAACUCACAAAGCAUCAGUUACAAUUAUUAAAUGUUUCAGUGUGCUGUUUUUUGCUCUUUAUUUUAUUAUUUUUUUAUUAUGUUUCACAACUGCUUGGUUGACUAUUUUGAGAUGAAUGUAAUAUAAAUGACAAUAAACCUAAUUUGAAAAAUGUU